Messenger RNA from Alosa sapidissima (American shad), 1879 nucleotides. RefSeq lists its product as uncharacterized. The transcript is spliced from 7 exons. Lineage: Eukaryota; Metazoa; Chordata; Actinopteri; Clupeiformes; Clupeidae. The record is from RefSeq and is a predicted model, not a curated record. Gene Ontology annotation, biological process: proteolysis. Bases 408 to 1337 code for a protein of 309 amino acids. Gene Ontology annotation, molecular function: serine-type endopeptidase activity.
ACCUCGCUAACCCACUAAUCGAGAUUCCUAGUGUGUACACCCCACAGGUUUAGCAGAGCUGUUUUGGAAAUGGCCGGAAGUUAAGAAACUGUGAACAACGAUUCUGAUAGGUCAAAUUCCAGACACAGGUAGCCUACUUGCCGAAACUAUUUUCUAGUCAGUGCAUGCGAUCAAGGCUACACCGAAACUCAGCACAGGUGUUUCCGACUAGUUUCACCUUUUUUGUUUUAUUAUUCCGCUUCGUGUUUUUAAAUGUAACUUUAUACUAGGCCAAACAUUUUAUUUAGGCCUACAGGCUUUUUAUAACGAAACUGUUGGAUUAAUUCUCCCGCCAGAUCGCCUAUUGGAUUCCUUUUUUUUUUGUUGCUUUGUGUAGAUGUGGGGUUUUUGAGUUUGUGCCGCUAACAAUGAAGAUCUUGGUACUUUAUUGGGCUGUUCUUUCAAGUAUAGGUAUUUUGACGUGUACGGCUCAAAAUUGUGGACAACAACAGUUGCAGAAUAGGAUUGUGGGAGGAUUUGAUGCAGAGGAAGGUGCCUGGCCAUGGCAGGUGGACAUACAGAUUCGGGGUACAGGCCAUGUUUGUGGAGGAACCAUCAUUGCAGAGGAGUGGGUGUUAUCUGCUGCUCACUGCUUCCCAGAUCCAAAUGAUGUCUCUUCCUACACCAUCUAUGCUGGUCGGCACCAGCUGAAUGGCUGGAAUCCCUUCGAGUCGAGCCACCGCAUCCGGCGCGUUGUGAUCCCGCCUGAGUACUCGGACCCUCAGGAGGGGGACGACAUAGCCCUGGUGCAGCUGGACACCGGGGUAAUCUUUUCGGACCGGAUCCAACCAAUCUGUCUGCCCAAUGACGACACGUUCUUCGACCCCGGGACGAGGUGCACCAUCACCGGCUGGGGGAAUAUCAGGGAUGGAGUGACCCUGCAAGGAGUGGGCACUCUGCAGCAGGUCAUCGUGCCAAUCAUUAGCCAGUCAUCCUGCCAGUCCAUGUACAACAUCAACUCCAACCCCAAUGACCCGGUCAACAUCAUGAGUGACAUGAUCUGCGCUGGCUAUCAGGAGGGAGGCAAAGACUCGUGUCAGGGUGAUUCUGGAGGACCUCUUGUUUGCCCCAUGGUCAACGGCGCCUGGGUUCAGGUCGGGAUUGUGAGCUUCGGACUGGGCUGCGCUCAGGCCAACCGGCCUGGUGUCUACUCCAAGGUCUCCUCAUUCAACCGCUUCAUCAAGUCCAACAUUCCGCAGCUCCAGCUGUUCAGCAGCGCCGGAAGGAUCCAGCGGGCUGUGACCACCAUGCUGCCAUCCAUUCUCACUCUCCUCAUGGUGGCACACAUAUUGAGAUAAGUUUUCUCCCGGACGCAGAGGUCACAACCUCAUACUAUGCAAAGGUAUCACAAAAAGGAAAUCACCUACUCUUAAGCAGCCCUCCUCCACAUGUAAAGUAAGAAUGUAAACAUGAUGAUUUGAUCUUAUUUGAUGAACAGAGUAAGCAUGUUCAAACAUGGCCACUUUACUUUUUCACUCUACACCAUAGCAUGCCACACUUGCCUCGGAAACUGUAUAGCUCAUGAUCUGUAGUAUCUCUCUCCAUGUUGAUACUAUGAAUGUGAAGAUGGCUAUUUUUAUGGACUGGGGUUUACUAGAAGUUCUUCAGUUUAUACACAUGUUCACAGUAAACGGGGACCAUACAUGGUAUUGUUUUUCAAAAAUGUGAAGCCAAUUAUGAAAUUAUAAUAAGAAAUGAUUACAACUCAUGAAGUAGUUCAUUGCACAGUUGAUCACAUUAUUGCAUACAUUUUUUUAUCUUUUAUUUUUAUAUAUGACGAAGAAUCUCAUGUAGUUUUAAAUGUGUGAUUAUUGCAAUAAUAAAAAUCAUAUUUUAUCCA